Zymoseptoria tritici IPO323 is the source of this 1335-nucleotide messenger RNA. RefSeq lists its product as uncharacterized. Bases 1 to 1335 code for a protein of 444 amino acids. The record is from RefSeq and is a predicted model, not a curated record. Gene Ontology annotation, molecular function: protein binding. The transcript has 9 exons. NCBI's taxonomy places the organism in Eukaryota, Fungi, Ascomycota, Dothideomycetes, Mycosphaerellales, Mycosphaerellaceae.
AUGCUGACUUGGUUUGAUUACCAGCUCGACCAAACGAUUAACGACGUUGCGCCGCCACUGCCGAUUCUUCAGAUCCCGACUCCCGCGCUUCCAAAUCCAGGGUACACGCCGAGUGACAUCAAACCGAAGAAGCUGGUAUUCGUGUGGACCGGAGCGGGUGACAACAAGCAUGCGGACAUUUUGAUAUCAUUCAGCCUUGACGACGAUACGUUCGGGACUGUACUUCGUGUCGUUGAAGUGCCGACUUCUGGGAACAGCCCGCAUCACUCUGGUGUAUCCCACGACGGCAAGACUUUGUGGGGUGGCGGUCUGUUGGCGUUGUUGAAGACGCAGGACACAGGAUACUACUUUGAUGUCUCUAACGUCUACGAGCCGACAUUCUGGAAGUCCGACCGUGCGCUGCUCGGGUCCAUCGCCGACGAGAUUGUCGCAAAGCCUGAAGGUGGAUUCUUCAUCACCUAUAUGGGAUCAGAAGUGGGCUUGGCUCCUGGCCGCCUUAUCGAGACUGACGACAACUACAACAUUAUCCACGAAUGGCCCGAAGACCCCGCCGGUGAAGCGAACAUCUUGGAAUCUCAAUUCUCGCCACACGGGCUCAGCAUCGACUUCGAGCGCAACCUCAUGUUCACGUCAGACUUUAUCGUUCCCGCAUCUAUCUUGCAUCCAGUCAGCGACCUCAAUGGAGGAGAGAGGAUCAGCGCAGAUAGUGUCCGACUAUGGGACCUCACCGACCGCACCAUCCUCAACACUAUACACAUACCGAAUGGUGGCGGCAUCCAAGAUGUCAAAUUUAUUCCCGGCAACCCAGAUGGUGCUGCUAUUGCGACCGCCGUCGGGCCUGGGCAGGUAUGGAUUAUUUACCCUUACCAGAAGGAUAGCAAUGGCAAGCCGGGUCGUGCGGAGCUGCUGUACGACUACAAACUGCCAAAGACGACCGCCAUCUAUUCGACGCUUUCCAAGGACGGCCGAUUUGCGUACUUCACGUUUACCACCGCAAACAGAAUCUCCGCCCUCGACAUAUCCGACCUGUCCAACCCGAUCCGUCUCGACGAUCCGAACGAAGUUCAACCUACCGUCGGGCCCCACUAUCUCAAAUUGACGCCCGACGAGAAGGCUCUCGUUGUGUGCGAUUACUUCGUACAAACCGGUUCGAUCGGGAUUAUUAACACCGACGCCGACUACAAAGUCCUGUACAUUGACGUCCUUCCGAACGGAGGAUUGUCCUUUAACCGCACCAUCGAUACCGCGGGAUUGUUUCCGCAGUAUGGAGGAGCAAAACCGCACUCGGUUGUUGUAUAUGACCUUACAGAUCCGGAGAACCCGCUGUGGUACUAG